Messenger RNA from Wyeomyia smithii (pitcher-plant mosquito), 6494 nucleotides. RefSeq lists its product as uncharacterized. Lineage: Eukaryota; Metazoa; Arthropoda; Insecta; Diptera; Culicidae. The coding region runs from base 115 to 780 and encodes 221 amino acids. The record is from RefSeq and is a predicted model, not a curated record. The transcript has 3 exons.
AAAAAAACAAACAUUAAGGCAUAUGCUAUGGUUUGUGCGUAUGUGAAUACGCGUUUAAAUUAUUAUUAUCCAUGUGAAUAGGUUUCUAUAACAAACCGCAACAAUCUUAUUUUGAUGGAUGACUCAUACGAAGAUGAAGAGCAUCUUGAAGAGAAGGAUGUGAUUCGUUCCUCACCUCCGACUAGUGCGCGCGAGGAAAGCUUGUUUUCCUUCAAAGGAAUCUUUUAUCAGCGAUUAUUCCGGAGCCAGCUGCGACCUAAGGAGGUGGCAAAACAGGACAUCGGAGGAGACACCAUGCACGAUGUUCUUUUUUCGAUUUGGCAGAAGGUGGAGAAGUAUGUACGUCGGAAAGUAGUUUUUCGAGACGAUGUCCCUUAUUGGGAUGAGAAGGAUAAGGAAAAGAAGAAAAAAUAUUCUGUUACUGACUUAAAACAUCGAUCACUCCCAAAAAGGCGUGGAAAGCCACCACCUGUUGAGUUAGCAAAGUACUUUCGCUGGAAAACGGUUUCUGAGGCAGCUCGCCUUCAGGCAGUGCAUCGAGGAAUGGUGGUGGCGAAUACAAUCAAUGAAGGUUGGAUGCAAGGCAUUGCGGAUGUCAAGAGCGAUUUGAGAUUGGCUUGCGAAAUACUGCAGAAUGCUAUUCAAAAGGUAGAAGCGAUGCAAUCAAGAGGACUAUAUGGAACUGAAAUAUGUUCAACUUUAGAAACUGCAAUGCGCCCAGAAUCUCGGGACCCUGAAGAGCUACAGGUGAUAUUGACAUAUCAUUUUGAAGGGUUUUAGAUGUAGAAUCGAACAACGUGAUCAUUUUUUUUUUCUGCAAUAUUGCCAACAUUGCAUUUUUUUCGAUUCAAAACUUAAUUUGCAAUUUACUCAAAAUACCCCACCUUCGAUUUUGAUUUUGACCACACAAAUGUGUUUAGCAGACGAUUUUACAUAGGAAUCACUUAUCAGCAAAAAACAAAAUGUAGCGUUCCAGAGAUACAGCAUUUUCAAAAUUGCAAGAUUUUGGAUUUUGUCUAUGCACGAAAACGCUUUUACAUAAAUUGCUGCAAUCUCAAUGGUAUCCUAGCAGGCGUUUGUGUAAUCGAAGAGAUGUUCCUUAGAGGAGCAUCCGGUAAUGAUGUAACGCAAAAAAUCCCGCUCUAGAAUCAUUUUCACGAAAGGUUACAGGAGAGUUUUGGCUACACUUUUCGUAUUUAAAUUCAAACUGUUUUUUUGUUAAAUGUAGACUUUUGUCCAUGAUUCGAAUUUUGAAACCAACUUGGGACAUUGUUAAUACACACUUCUCGCUAAACACGUGAAAAGGGCCCAUGUGCCAUAUGUAAACAAGCCACAAUUUCACGUUUUUCAAUGAAUGCAAGCUUAAUCUACCCGUACAAAUAAGAUUGUUUGAUUACGAGUAAAUUCUUUUAUCAAUAAAUCUUAUUAGUAAGGCUAGAUUUGCUUGUAUUCAUAAAAAAACAAGAAAAUUUGGCUUGUUUACAUAUGGCACAUGGGCCCUUUUCACAUGUUUGGCGAGACUUAUCAUCUAUCAUAUCAUAUCACCGAAUUCGUCUUCUUUUCACCGACUUUUCAACAGCUGAGCGCUCGGUAAAACGUUCGGUUAUAUAAACCACUACCGAUCGAUCAGUAAUCAAAUUUUUGUUGCUUUCUGUCUUUAUUACCGACCCAAUUUGUGAAAACGGCAAAUGCAAUUAGUUGCCAAAACCACCGAUUAAAUCUGUAAGUUGUGUAAGACAAUACCGAAAGAUCUGUGAUAUUUGUUAUUUGUUCACUUUUGAUUAUUUAAGUAAACCAGAAAUAUGAUGUAACAUUGUUUUGAUAAAAAAAUAUUUUUAUUCAAAUAUUAUUAAAAAUUUUACCUAUUAAAAAUUAAAAAAAAAUCAAAAAUCGACGCUCGCCGUACCGAAUUUGUCAGGGUGAAAAUCAAUUAACCUUCAUGCCAGUUGUGCUCAUAGUUUCAAAGCCGAAGAUCUUCCGGGUGUGUCCAUUAACAAGGCGGUGUAAACUAUUUACGUAGCAUGCAACAGAUGCUCGGAAGUAGAAACAAUUUAUGUGAUGGUUUAAUGCCUAAAAUAUUUACAAAUUUUGUUAUUAUAUACCUUCUUACGAAAAAUUUGUACUAUGCGGUCAUCUUUUAGCUGAAGUUGUUGGAGAAAGUCCUCCAUUUUUUCGUAGGAACUUCAAUGUUCAAACGGAACCGAGAAUAUGACUUGACAAUAGGGUGGUUUACCGGUAAAACAAAAACCGGUAAAACCGAUAUUUUUUUCAAUACCGAAAUACCAGUAUUGGAGAGACGAAAAAACCGGUAUUUUCGGUAUUUUUCUUAAAAUGGAAAAAAAACUUCCCACAAUAUUCAUAAAUCUUUGUUAGGCUAAUGAAUGCUUCUUACUUAGGUAUAGUCGUUACAAAUCACAUGACGAUGUAUACAGGGUGUAAGGUAGCUCACUUUUAAUCAAAUCCUUUAAGGGAUGGUCAAAAUUUAACUACUGCAGAGUUAUUCUCUGCUUCUAGUUUUCGGUUAUGUUUACCUUUAACGAGGUCUAUCACAAGAAGUAAGAUAGCUAGCUCAAUUCUGUUGGUUUUCUUAAAAAGCUGAGAAAAUUUCGUAAUCAAUAGUGUCUCAAAAAUGUCGAAUUAGGAAGAACAAGAAGCCUUUAGAAAGGAACAAAUAUGAAAUCAAAUGUUUUUGAGAACUUAACAGCAAUUUUCUCUCUGAAAUGUGUGAUAAACAUGGAGUUUGUUGUUAACCAAAUUAAACAUUGAAGUCUACUCUACUAGUUGUUCUCUGACACCAAGCACCUAAUUCUUUUAGUUUAGAUACUAUUUCACUUUAAAAGCAAUCAGCCACGCCUUCGUUUAGUGUGGUAGAAUUCACAAUUUUCUGCUCGUUUAAGGCAAACAAAACCAAAAACUAAAAUUAGUGAAUAACUCUGCAGUAGUUUACUUUUGACCAUAUGAGUAGAAGGAUUUUUUUCAUCAAACAUGGUCCUCUAUCGCCCCUUGAAGGAUUUUAAGUGAGCUCCCUAAUAUAAUAAAUACAUUUAGACAGAAGCAACAUUAUAUAUAUUAAUUUUCCCUCACCUAUUUACCAAUUUUUGUUAUCUUUUUGUUUGUUCUGCUCGGAUUCAGACAAUGUGUUUGUGUGUAUCGAUAAUAUGUCAAAAAACUUCAAUAAAGCAUUUAUUUUUUAAGUAUAACAGCUUAUCUCUUCACACACUCAUACUCACAGAGGCAACGCGUGGGUAGGUUCAAAACCUACCAGUUUAACUACAAAUUAUGAGGCAGUAAUUACAAUUAUGUCAGCGAAAAAACGCAAGACAUAAUUCAUUUUGUGCUAUUUAAAAGUAAAACUAAAAAAAUAUAAAUAAAUAUAAAUUUGGAUUAGGAAUUUAUUUUUUGUUGAGACAAAGUGUUAUAAUCAACCAAUAAAGAUUUCAUCCUAAAAAUUACUGCUCCUUGAAAAAGUGAAAUUUAAAUAGCUGUAGCUUCGUCAAAGCUUCGUCGCCCGUACCGCAGCGGGCUUUUAUUAGCAACUAGCUGAAUGUACCCGGCCUCACUCGUGUACAAGUUUCUGCUUUUUCUAUUUCAAAUAUUAAUUUCUAUUUCAGUUAUUUCAAAUAUUUAUUUCUAUUUCAGUUACAAACUUGUUCAUAUGCCACUUUUUUCGUUUCUCCAUUAGAAGCUAAAGUUAAUAAAAUAAUAAUAAUAGUAAUAAAUAAUUUGGACGAAUUGUUUAAAGAGCAUCGAACAGAAUAAAGAAGUAUUUACCUUCGAUUCAUUCGGAUUCGUAAAAAGUAAAUUCUGGUCUGGUCGUGAUUUCUUUUUUUUAUUUCAUUCAUAUAUACUCUUCUCAACAGUUUCAAAUAUUGUUUUUCUACGAAAUUUAUUGUUGUUCACUAAUUUGAAACUAAGUUUUGCGAUGUGAAAGAAAAUUUAAAUAAAAAUCUGCAUGUUUUUUUUCGUUAUUACAUUAGUUUCGAAAUUAUGUUCUUCGUAAUCAUAUCACUAGAUUCAUUCAUUUGAGUUUUUCAAACACUGUUAUCCAGUGUUGUAUCUGGAUCGUAUACCACAAGAGAUCAAAAUAAUGGUCGCUAAGGUCCUAAUCUUAGAAAAAAAUCUGGAUCGUAAUGAAGCAGAGGUACUCAUAAAUGCAAAAACAUAAUCAUGCAGCGACACGUCCAUACAUAGUUGCAACCUGAGACGCUAAGCAAAAAAUGAAUUUCAAAUCCAAAUUUAUGUAGGUAACGUUUUCGGCAGUGGCUUACUUCGGCAGGUUUUUGCAUAAGACUGCGGCAGAAAACCACUACCGAAGACGGUCGACACCCCAUAUCUUUAAUUAUUUUUCAGUUUUAUUUUUAAAUAGUACAGGGAAAAUGACGCGUUUUUUUUUCGCGGACAAUCAUCAUUACUUCCCCGAACUAUGAUUUUAGGAACUUUGUAGUUGAAAAAGUAGUUUUAAAGACCACGAGUCACCCCUGGUUUGUAUUAAUCCGAAAGAAAUAAAAAUACCGGUUUUUUACCGGUUUUAUCGGUUUUUAUUUUUAUGAAUACCGAAAUACCGGUUUUUCGAAAAGUCGGUAAUACCGACCACCCUACUUGACAACCAGAACGAGAACAACGAAUAGAAAAAAUUUGACAGCUCUAUAGUUGGUCCAGUAGUUUUUUACCAAUAUUCGGUAAAACUUUAAUUUACCGAACAGUUCAGUAGAAAAUAUAGCAGUAUUCAGUAAAAUCAUUUGCUGAAUACAGAAAAUAUGUAACGUUAUAUCAAUUUUACAAACUACUCUGUAUUUUCUCAAACUUACCGAUCGAAAUUGUAAUAAUAAUUACCGAACAUUUAUUAUCUGAUUGAGUGUGUAGCGUGAAAAAAAUGCUGAUUUCAGAUUUCAUUUCAUUAUUUUGCAUAUUUACAUUCAAGACCACAUGUUCAAACAAAUCUCCGAACGCAUCCAAAAGAUUUUAUCAUAACCGAAUAUCUUAAUUUGCUCAUAUCAUAGCACGUUAUAGAGCAAGUAACUCUAUCAUAACAUUUACCCGCCUAUGUUCUUCUAAUUCUUCUUCUUACCCAGGAUUAGAGCAGAGGUGGAUUUUUCUGUUCUGUUUAUUUGACACAGGCUUUGCAGCCACUGAUUCCUACUGAUAAUAACAGUCUUCUUCCGAGCCUGAACUCGAACAUGCAACGACUAGCAGUUUUGUGACGAAAUUUGACGAGGGGGAGGCAUUUUUAAUUCUUUGUCUUGUCUUAUUCAUUUAUGAUACAAUGUAUGUUUUUAGUAAUAAAGUUUGCAAAAAAAGUCAUUGGGAUGAGGUGAGGGUGGGGGGCGUGGUGAGGAGUUUGUUAUAACUCUACGAAAUUAUCUAUAGAGGUUUGACUUUGUGACGAAAUGCUACGGUGGAAGAGGGGGAAGAGGGUAAAAAAAAUUCAAAAAAAAUACGUCAUUUAUGCAUGCUCCCUUAGUAGCUAGUAAACCUCAUCACGUAAGCUGCUGUGAUAACCAAUACCGUUUUCCAGCGACACAAAUUUGUUUUAAAUACAAUCCAAUUAAACACACCAUCUUCAAGAAUGAAAUGACUGUACCCGUGAGACACAUUGUUUACAAUUUUGAAAUCAUAGCAAAUCUUAAAUCAGGAAAAAACAUGACCAUUCGCCUGCUAGGAAACAGUUUUAAAUUGAGAGGGGAUAAUUUCUACAAUGCGAUAAACCAAUAAAAUGAAGAUUCAUGUGAAAAGUGUAACCAAAACUCUCCUGUAACUUUUCGUGAAAAUGAUUCUAGAACGGGAUUUUUUGCGUUACAUCAUAAACGAAUGCUCCUCUAAGGAACAACUCUUUGAUUACACAAACGCCUGCUAGGAUACCAUAAGGAUAGUAGCAGUUCAUGUAGAAGCGCUUUCGUGCAUAGACAAAAUCCAAAACCCUGCAAUUUUGAAAAUGCUGUAUCUCUGGAACGCUACAUUUUGUAUUUUGCUGAUAAGUGAUUUCUAUGUAAAAUCGUCUGCUAAGCACAUUGGUGUGGUCAAAAUCAAAAUCGAAGGGGGUAUUUUGAGGAAAUUGCAAAUUAAGUUUUGAAUAAAAAAAAUACAAUGUUGGCAACACUGCAGAAAAAAAUUAAUCGCGUAGUUCGAUUCUACAUCUAAAACCCUUCAAAAUGAUAUGUCAAUAUCACCUGUAGCUCUUCAGGGUCCCGAUCAAGGUUGUUAAUACGAUAGAAUAUCGUCGAUAAUCGUCAUCGCCGUUACCAAUAACGUAUGGCAUCGUCUAAGACAAGACGCGACAGCUGGCUUCUUAUUUUUCUCUUCGUAACGGCAUCCCCGUCGAAUUUUUUUUGAACGUUCCACACCGUUGAUGCCAGAAUGAUUAUUUUUAACAACUUUUGCAGGUCAAUGAAAAUAAAACAAAUUUAAAAUGUAAUAUAUAUAGGCGAAUAAUACUCAAUUUUUAUUUAUCAUUUUAUGUUCAAUAAAGCAUACUUCUACUAUCAAUUUUUUUCUUC